Molecule: messenger RNA, 411 nt
Organism: Protomyces lactucae-debilis
Lineage: Eukaryota; Fungi; Ascomycota; Taphrinomycetes; Taphrinales; Protomycetaceae
Product: phosphatidylethanolamine-binding protein-like protein
Exons: 1
Source: RefSeq, a predicted model, not a curated record
GUCAACUACGGCAAUGCACUCGACUUGAAUGUGACUAGCUUCGCGCCGCUCAUCAACUUCACCGGCAGUGCCAAUGUCAGGUACACGGUGGCCAUGGUCGACCCGGAUGCACCCACGCCACAAAACCCGACGAGUGCUCAGAUUCGCCACUGGUUGGUGACUGAUGUGCAGGCAUCUACAGCCCCGACCAAUAUCUCAAGUGGCAACGUGCUGAGCGGAUAUCGCGCUCCAUCACCUCCCGCCGGCAGUGCUCCUCAUCGAUAUGCCUUCUUUUUGCUCCAGCAACCAGCAGGUGCCAACAUCACCCUCGGCAAUCAGAGUGCCAUUCAAAACUUCAACCUCGCUGCCUUCAUUACCUUGAACAGGCUGACGGUUGUAUCUGGCAAUUACUUCAAUGCUUCUCGCACGAAU